Messenger RNA from Alternaria rosae, 553 nucleotides. Its product is annotated as ribosomal protein L36-domain-containing protein. Bases 147 to 482 code for a protein of 111 amino acids. Lineage: Eukaryota; Fungi; Ascomycota; Dothideomycetes; Pleosporales; Pleosporaceae. Gene Ontology annotation, biological process: translation. Gene Ontology annotation, molecular function: structural constituent of ribosome. The record is from RefSeq and is a predicted model, not a curated record. Gene Ontology annotation, cellular component: ribosome. The transcript has a single exon.
GCCACUAGCGUCUUGGCAUAUAUUUUCCGCCGCAACACCAUCGCCGUCAUCAUCAGGUCCAUCGCCAUAGCUGCACGCCCACCACCAACCGCCAUCGCAAACUUUCCCCGCCGCCCGCGGCCCCAAUUCACACCCGAAAUCACGCAAUGCUAUCUCGCGCUCUCGCCCUGCCCAUCCGGCGGCCCACCACCUUCCAAUCUCUCCGCACCACCCUGCGCACACGCACCCAACACAUCCACACCCCAACAUGCUCGUGCGUACGACCGACGCUAUCUACCUUCCGCUCUGCACCCAGCGCGGGCAUCCGCGAUCUCGUUUCCAGUUUCAACAACCUGAGCAUGGGCGGGCGGAUACAAACGCGCGGCAUGAAAGUGCGGAGUUCAGUCAAGAAGCUGUGUGAUGGGUGUAAGAGUGUGAGGAGGAAGAAGGGACGCUAUGUUUAUAUUAUUUGCUCGAAGAAUCCGAAGCACAAGCAGAGGUGAGUUACAAGACGUGGAUAUGGCUAUGGAUGGUGGGUGCUAACAUUAUGCAGGCAAGGAUAGAUGGGCUUUUG